Molecule: messenger RNA, 456 nt
Organism: Achroia grisella
Lineage: Eukaryota; Metazoa; Arthropoda; Insecta; Lepidoptera; Pyralidae
Exons: 5
Coding region: 1-456 (151 amino acids)
Biological process (GO): sensory perception of smell
Molecular function (GO): odorant binding
Source: RefSeq, a predicted model, not a curated record
AUGUUCCGCUCAAUUGUUUUAUUGUGUUUGUGUGUGUGCAGUAUUAUGCAUUUAACUAUUGCAGUAACUGACGAACAAAGAGCUCAGAUACAUCAGCAUUUCGAAACGAUCGGCAUGGAAUGUAUUAAGGAUCACACCAUUACUGAAGAGGACAUCGCGAACUUGAGGACCCGUAAGCUGCCAACUAGCGCUGGUGCACCAUGCUUUAUGGCGUGUAUUAUGAGAAAAAUUGGAGUGCUGGACGAUAAAGGACAGAUGCAGAAAGAAAGUGCUUUGGAGCUCGCAAGGUCUGUUUUCCAGGAUGAGGAUGAAGUGAAAAAGAUUAGCGACUAUAUGCACUCAUGUGCCCAUGUAAACUCAGCGCCAGUAGGUGAUGGCGAAAAGGGUUGUGAAAGAGCGUUCCUAGCCUAUAAAUGUAUGAUAGAAAAUGCUCCACAGUUUGGCUUCGACAUCUAG